UUGUGGGCAAAAUGGCGGCGCGCUGGAGCAGCGAGAAUGUUGUGGUGGAGUUCAGGGACUCCCAGGCGACCGCCAUGUCUGUGGACAGCCUGGGGCGCCACGCGGUUCUCUCCGGGCGGCGCUUCCUCUACGUCGUGAACCUUGAAACCCCUUCUGAGGCCUUAAGAAAAAUAGCCCGACAGAGCAAGUGGGACGUGGGGACGGUGCAGUGGAACCCUCACGAGUCAGGGGCCCACCUGUUUGCUGCCUCUAGUAACCAACGUGUGGACUUGUACAAGUGGCAAGAUGGGGCUGGGGAGAUCCACACAUCCCUGCAAGGACACACUCGUGUCAUCAGUGACCUGGAUUGGUCCUGGUUUGAGCCGGAAUUUCUUGUCACUAGCUCUGUCGACACGUACAUCUAUAUCUGGGACACUAGAGAUACUCGAAAACCUACUAUAGCUCUGUCUGCUGUUGCGGGAGCCUCUCAGGUGAAGUGGAAUAAGCGCAGCCCCUUCUGCCUUGCUUCUAGCCACGAUGGGGAUGUUCGCAUUUGGGACAAGAGGAAACCCAGCACAGCAGUGGAGUAUGUGGCAGCCCAUUUGUCGAAAAUACACGGCUUGGACUGGCACCCGGACAAUGAGUUCAUCCUUGCCACAUCCAGUCAGGACAACUCAGUGCGGUUUUGGGACUACAGACAGCCAAGGAAGUAUCUUAACAUUCUGCCAUGCCAGGUGCCCGUGUGGAAGGCUCGAUAUACACCCUUCUCCAACGGUAUGGUGACGGUCAUGGUGCCCCAGCUGCGGCGCGAGAACAGCCUGCUGCUCUGGAGCACCUUGGAGCUCAACAGCCCAGUGCACGCUUUUGUCGGCCAUGACGAUGUUGUGCUGGAGUUCCAGUGGCGGCGGCAGAAAGAGGGGUCAAAGGACUACCAGCUGGUGACCUGGUCCCGGGAUCAGACCCUUAGAAUAUGGCGUGUGGAUCAGCAGUUGCAGAAGCUGUGUUCCAAUGACAUCAUGGAGACAGUGGAUGAACUGGAGGGGAUGCUGCUCACCCCAGAGUUGGAGAAAAACCUGCAGCCUCAGGUCCCAGAGUCACAGCAGAGCCCUGAACACGUAGCAGAAGAGCCAGACUACCAACUAGACAGCCUGCAACCGGUCCACACAUCAAACAGUAAGCAGGAGCCACCCGGCCUCCCACAGACCCUUCAGCAGGAGUUCUCUCUGGUCAAUCUGCAGAUUCGCAACGUCAACUUGGAGAUGGACGCUGUGAACCGCAGCUGCUUUGUGACAGCCCGCUGUGGCCCCAACCGCGUCCGCCUUGUGGUCAAGUUCCCAGCUCAGUACCCAAACAAUGCUGCCCCUUCCUUCCAGUUUGUGAGCCCUACCACCAUCCAACCUUCUGUCAAGAGUAAGAUUCAGAAGAUCCUGACUGACACGUCCCUGCAGAAGGUGAAGAGGAAUCAGAAUUGCCUGGAGCCAUGUGUGAGGAAGCUGGUGUCCUGCCUGGAGUCUUAUAUAGCUCAGGAGGACGGCAGCUCGGUGAACCCAUAUGUGCCAGUGACCCCACCACCUCUGCAGGCCUUCUCUACGUACACAUAUGGCUCCUACCAGGAUGCAAACAUCCCCUUCCCUCGCACCUCGGGGGCUCGCUUCUGUGGCACAGGCUGUCUGGUGUACUUCACAAGACCAAUCACAAUGCACCGCUCAGUGUCACCAACGGAGCCCACGCCCAGGUCCCUGUCAGCCCUGUCAGCCUACCAUAGCGGGGUGAUGACCCCCAUGAAGAUGCGCAGUGAAUCCCAGAGCACCCUGCGGUUAUACAGUGGCAGCCCCACACGCUCCGACAAGGAGCAAGUGUCCAUCUCGUCCUUCUACUACAAAGAGCGGAAGCAGCCGCUGUGUGGCCCUCGCCGCUGGUCCGUUCAGACCAUUCACGACUGUCUGAAAUCACGGCGCUGGAAAAAUAAGCGUGAAGGAGGAGACGCUGCCAAAGGGCCCAUAAAGUUGGCUGGCAAGGUCAUCAUUCAGGAAAUCUCCCGGCUGCUGCCUGUGCACAAAACACUGGGGGAGACCUACAUCCUCAAUGUGAAUGACAUCCAGGAGACGUGUCACAGGAACGCCAGCGCAGCCCUAGCUGUAGGCCGUCGGGACCUUGCCAAGGUGUGGGCCCUAGCAUCUGCUGCAACAGGCUGCGACCUCAGCCCCAAUGCAGACCCUGACGCAGACACUCCCUGGGCGAGACACCCCUUUGGGCGCCUUCUGCUUGGGACGUUGCUUGACUACUACAGUAAGAUGAGUGAUAUCCAGACUCUGGCUAUGCUGUGCUGUGUGUUCGAGGCACAGGGAAGCCCCCAGGAUGGCUAUUCUCUCUUGACACAGCAGCUUCAGCGCUCCUCCAUCUUCAACCUGAACCACUUCCGCUUUCCUAGCUGCACUUCUGGCUCUGUCACAUCUGGAACAGGCUCCAGUGCCUCGGACUCGGGGCUUAACAUCAGUGCCUGGAAUGUUGGCCGGGACCCGGAGCACACCGCACCCUGGGGAGAGUCCUCUCCUGACGAGUAUCGCUAUGGCAACCAGGGCUACACAGACCCACGAGAGCGAGAAAAAGAACAGCACGAAAUGAAUCAAAGGCUCCUUGACCCAGCAAAAGUCAUGCAGUUUGAUGACUUUAAGAAGUGCUACGGUGAGAUUUUGUACCGCUGGGGGUUGCGGGAAAAGCGAGCCGAGGUCCUUAAAUUUAGCUCCUGUCCUCCAGAACCACACAAAGGCAUCGAGUUCGGCCUGUACUGCUGUUACUGCCGCAGUGAGGUGCGCGGCACACAGUGUGCCGUGUGCAAGCGCCUCACCUUCCAGUGUGCUAUCUGUCACGUGGCCGUGCGCGGCUCCUCCAACUUCUGCCUGAGCUGUGGACACGGUGGCCACACGAGCCACAUGAUGGAGUGGUUCCGUACCCAAGAGGUGUGUCCCACAGGCUGUGGUUGCCACUGCCUCCUGCAGAGCACCUUCUGAGCGCCGCAUCGGGACUCCUGCCUAGGGAAAAAUGGCAGUAACCACAGUGUCAGAUACUGUGGCACCAUGUUCUCGAGGGAAACACAGCCAGAAGUGGAUUUAUUCACCAUUACUAUUGCACACUAUAGACCGGAGAAUUAGUGUUUUUUUGUGGAAUGCCCUUUGCUCUUGUUGGGAAGUCAAGGCAACACUUGAAGGACGGCGUCGGCUUCCAGGGCCACAGCUACCUCCCUCUCAGCUUCAUGCAGGAGCUGCAGCACGAGAUGCACCGACACCUUUCACUCUCUGAAGGAAGGAUCUUUUAACUGACCUCAUUCAGCCCCGUUUGAGACUGACGUGUAUAUUUUUUUUCCCAGUGUAAAACUACUAACCUUUAUUGAAUACGA
This is a messenger RNA of Scleropages formosus (Asian bonytongue), 3376 nucleotides long. It is a transcript of the gene wdr59, whose product is annotated as WD repeat domain 59. Gene Ontology annotation, molecular function: signaling adaptor activity; protein binding. The record is from RefSeq and is a predicted model, not a curated record. Gene Ontology annotation, biological process: positive regulation of TORC1 signaling; cellular response to amino acid starvation. Gene Ontology annotation, cellular component: vacuolar membrane; Seh1-associated complex. Bases 12 to 2990 code for a protein of 992 amino acids. The transcript is spliced from 27 exons. Lineage: Eukaryota; Metazoa; Chordata; Actinopteri; Osteoglossiformes; Osteoglossidae.